UACGCCGGACAAGAUGCCAAGUAUCCUUUACUUUCUCAGUGCCGUCGUCAUAAUUGUUCCAUUACAAUCGAGUAGACAACCGAUAAAGAACCGAUAUCAUAAUCUUUACGACGAUAAUAUGAGCGGACGCGAGUUGAUGAAUAUAUUUGAUUUUGGUAUUGGAGCUCUACACUUUUUACAACAAGGUCAAUAUUAUAUGAAUCAUGAAGUACCGGAUAUGGUUCCGCAAUUUGGAGCAGUGUACGAUUUCGUGGUAAUAGGCGCCGGAACAGCCGGUGCCACGAUAGCUGCGAGAUUGAGUGAGAUUCAUCAGGUUGAAGUGUUAUUGAUCGAAGCUGGAUCUAAAGAAAAUUUUCUUAUGGAUAUCCCGCUUCUCGUUUACAUGUUGCAGCUAAGCGACGAUAUUAAUUGGAAGUAUCAAACCAAAUCGUCCAACAAAUAUUGUCUUGGCAUGGAAGGCAACAGGUGUAACUGGCCUAGAGGCAAAGUAAUGGGCGGAAGUAGCGUGCUAAACUAUAUGAUCGCAAGCAGAGGAGGCGCCGAGGAUUACGAUCGAUGGGCUAAAAUGGGAAAUGAGGGUUGGGCUUACAAGGAUGUCCUCAAAUACUUUAAAAAGCUGGAGACAAUCGAUAUUCCAGAGCUGCAAUCAGACACUAUUUAUCACGGAACUAAGGGACCGUUACAUAUCUCUUAUCCAUUAUUCCAUACGUCAUUGGCAAAGGCUUUCUUAAACGCUGGCAAAGAGUUGGGAUACCCGCUGGUGGAUUAUAACGGAAAGAAUACGAUAGGAUUUUCAUAUGUGCAGGCCACAAUAAUAAAUGGCACCCGCAUGAGCAGCAACAGAGCCUAUCUACAUCCAGCAAGAAAUCGCCGGAAUCUUCAUGUAACACGCGAAAGCAGGGUAAAAAAAAUAUUGAUUAAUCGUCAUACAAAUCGGGCGAUUGGCCUGGAAUUUAUCAAACAUCAUCAAAUUAUCAGGGUGUUUGCGAGUAAAGAAAUAAUUUUAUGCGCGGGUGCCAUUGGAUCACCACAAUUACUAAUGUUAUCUGGCAUCGGACCGGCCAAACAUCUUAAUGAGCUCGGCAUAAACGUCGUUCGGGAUUUGCCGGUUGGUGAAAAUCUGAUGGAUCACGUAGCUUUUGGCGGGCUAACAUGGACAGUAGAUGACCCAGUAAGUAUUCGAAUAAUUGAUAUAAUAAAUCCCACUUAUCCGUAUAUGAAAGACUUUCUGAUGAAACAAUCCGGACCAAUAACGGUCCCAGGUGCGUGCGAAGCCCUCGCUUUCAUUGACACCAAAAAUUCAACGAAACUUCAUGGUUUACCGAACAUUGAAUUGCUAUUUACUGGUGGUGGAUUGAAAGGAGAUUUAAUUCUACCGACUGUAAUGGGUUUGAACAAUGCAAUGCGUCAGAUAUGGAACAAAUAUAUCAUCACUUACGGCUGGACCAUACUACCGAUGUUAUUGAAACCAAAAAGUCGUGGAUGGAUAAGACUAUUGGCCAACGACAUCAACGUUAAACCUGAAAUCGUUCCAAAUUACUUCGACAAUCCGGAAGAUGUUAAGACGAUGAUGGAAGGCAUUAAAGCUGCAAUAAGCGUCGGUCGAACGAAAGCAAUGAAACUGUUUGGUUCACGAUUGACAAACGAUACUUUUCCUGGAUGUGAAAACUACGAGUAUGAUUCUUACGAUUAUUGGGAGUGCGCGAUGAGGACGGCAUCUCUUACUAUCUAUCAUUAUAGUGGCACUUGCAAGAUGGGACCGAAAGAAGAUCCGACUGCUGUCGUCGACCCUAGAUUAAAGGUGAUUGGCAUUCAAGGAUUGCGAGUAGCAGACGGUUCCAUCAUGCCUGAAAUUAUAUCAGCCCACACAAAUAUACCUAUUUUUAUGAUUGCUGAAAAGCUGGCAGAUAUGGUCAAAGAAGAUUGGGGAUACUUGAACGAAUCAUAA
This is a messenger RNA of Atta colombica, 1948 nucleotides long. RefSeq names its product glucose dehydrogenase [FAD, quinone]-like. NCBI's taxonomy places the organism in Eukaryota, Metazoa, Arthropoda, Insecta, Hymenoptera, Formicidae. The record is from RefSeq and is a predicted model, not a curated record. Gene Ontology annotation, molecular function: oxidoreductase activity, acting on CH-OH group of donors; flavin adenine dinucleotide binding. The transcript has 2 exons. Bases 14 to 1948 code for a protein of 644 amino acids.